Molecule: messenger RNA, 2287 nt
Organism: Camelina sativa (false flax)
Lineage: Eukaryota; Viridiplantae; Streptophyta; Magnoliopsida; Brassicales; Brassicaceae
Cellular component (GO): cytoplasm
Molecular function (GO): deoxynucleoside kinase activity
Source: RefSeq, a predicted model, not a curated record
GCUAAUUUCCUAAAACGAUAAUGUUUCUGUAUUCAAAGUUUUCAAAACCCUAAACGCCAAAUUCACUCACUCUCCUUCUUCUUUCUUCUUCCUCUGCAUCUGUAACUAGAACAUCAUCACAACGACAACAACAAAACCCUAAAUCCUUUAAUUACAUUUUUUUUUUUUCAUCUCAUUGCCUCACUCACAAGUCACAACCAACUUAAAAUUAGGGUUUUAUCUUAUCCGUUUCUCUCUUCUUCAGAGUUUUAAAGACAACAAAAAUGCUCAAAGAAGAUUCUAUGACGGAACGUUCAAUCCCUCUUCUCUCCUCCACUCCGGCUUAAACCUUCUUUUCUUCCCAGAGGGUUAUUUAAUUAACAGCUCCUUUCAAUUUCUCUUUAUAAACCUAUUCAAUGCCGCAGAUUACUACAACUUGUUUCUCUACGCCUACUGCUACUUUCUCAGCGUAUUUGUACCAUAACCGUAUCCCUAAUUUGGUACCGUCGGUUCGAUUCUCAAUUAAAGAUAGUGGAACUCGAGCUUGGGUUAGACGAACCGGUACAAGAUCCAGAUGGUUCAAUUCGAGCUCCCUUACGGCGGUGGCGGCAUCAUCGGAGGAGAAAGAUUCUCCGAGCAAGUCGACGAGAACGAAUCGUAGAUCUAACGGCGGUGGUGGAUUGGUUCGUAAUCCAGAUUUGUUGAAAAUUCCAGGAGUUGGUCCAAGGAACCAGAGAAAGCUCGUUGAAAAUGGAAUCCAAGGUGUUGCUGAGCUCAAGCAAUUAUACAAAGAUAAGUUUUGGGAAGCUAGUCAGAAAAUGGUUGAGUAUCUUCAAUGCUCUGUUGGGAUUAAACAUCGGAACCACGCUGAGAGUAUAACAACGUUCAUUAAACAAAGCGUGGACGAAGAAGAACUCAAGGAUUCUUCUGAGACUAAUAAUAAUAAGCCUAAGAGACGUUUGACGUUCUGUGUUGAAGGGAACAUUAGUGUUGGGAAGACAACGUUUCUACAGAGGAUAGCUAAUGAGACCAUUGAGCUUCGUGACUUAGUUGAGAUUGUUCCUGAACCUAUUGAUAAAUGGCAGGAUGUUGGACCUGAUCAUUUCAAUAUCUUAGAUGCUUUUUAUGCUGAGCCUGAGAGGUAUGCUUAUACUUUCCAGAACUAUGUGUUUGUCACUCGGCUGAUGCAGGAGAAAGAAUCUUCCUCUGGUGUCAAACCUCUUAGGUUGAUGGAGCGUUCUGUGUUUAGUGACCGUAUGGUUUUCGUGCGAGCUGUUCAUGAAGCGAAAUGGAUGAAUGAGAUGGAGAUUAGCAUUUACGACUCUUGGUUCGAUCCUGUGGUUUCUUGUUUACCAGGACUUGUUCCUGAUGGGUUUAUCUACUUGAGGGCUAGCCCUGACACUUGUCACAAGCGGAUGAUGUUAAGGAAACGAGAGGAAGAAGGUGGAGUGUCGUUAAAGUACCUCCAGGAUCUUCAUGAGAAGCAUGAGAGCUGGCUCCUUCCCUUUGAGAGUGGGAACCAUGGUACAUUCUCUGUUAGUAAACCGCCUGUUCAUAUGGACAAUGCACUUCAUCCUGAUAUAAGGGAUCGUGUGUUUUACUUGGAAGGAAACCAUAUGCAUUCUAGCAUCCAGAAGGUUCCUGCAUUGGUACUUGACUGUGAACCCAAUAUCGACUUUAGCAGAGACAUUGAAGCAAAGAGACAGUAUGCACGUCAGGUUGCAGAGUUCUUUGAAUUUGUUAAACAGAAGCAAGAAACAUCACCAGGACAUGAAAAUGGAAGCGACUCAAGCACACCGCAAUUGUUGAUGCCACAUAAUGGAGGUCUUUGGAUACCAUCAGACGGUAAUCAUUUCCCUGGAGCUGCCCUACAGUCUUUAGAUUUAAGAAAGGCGAUGACUCUCAUGACCAGAUCACCGUCCUCAUGAUUUUCAUUUUCGCCACCAUCCGCUGAUCCUGAUUUUGCUCGGCUUAAGGAUCCCUGGACCUGGAGAUUGAUUUUACGAAUGUCAGUAGGUAAUCUAUCUAUCACUAGGCAAAGUUUUGUUGUUUAGAAACAUCUAUCAUCUAUGAAGCUUGUGAUGAAUCUGGUGCUGCUUUUGUACUCUUUCGAUGUAAAAAGAAAAGGAUCGUUUUAUAGUUGUGCUGUCUUCCCGUGAUGCUGUUAAGUGUGUCGCAAGGUGAUUGCUCUUACCGAUAAUCCGAAAAAGUUGGCUUCACAUCUCUUUUGUUCAUCUGUAGUGUUGUAUCCUGAUUCUUGCAAAGUUAGCAAAACUAGUCCACUGGUUAAUUACUGUUUGAUCUCUAA